CUGCCCCCAGGUUUCAAAACGGUUCAAUAAAAAAACCCUUAAAACCAUACUUUGCAUCCCCUUUCAAUUAUACUGCUCCUAGAAUUCUCUUCUGAACUCGUACGCAUCAAUAACAAUGCCGGGUAUUGUGAAAAUCCCAAAUAAUGGAGCCAUGGAUUCCACAAAGAAGAAGCGCAAAAGAAAUAGAGACAAAAAGAAACAAAAAAAAUCCACACCAGAAAAUUCAGAACGCGAAGAAGAGAAUAAGGAGUACUUGAAAAAAGGAGGCAGCGAUGAAGGGGAGGAAAUUGGAGAGCAGAAAGAAGAAGAAGAAGAAGAAGGAUUUGGAGAGAAGAAGAAAAAAAGCAAGAAAAUAUUGAAGACGGAGCACAAAGAGGAGAAGGAAGAAGAGGAAAGUGGAAAAGAAGAGAAGGUGAAGAGAGAGAAGAUGAUACGAAGUAAUUCUGGGAUUAUGAGUACGGAGACAUUUGCAUCGCUGGGUUUAUCCGAGCCCACCAUGAAUGCCAUCAAGGACAUGGGUUUUCAGUACAUGACUGAGAUCCAAGCCCGGGCAAUUCCACCGCUUAUAGGAUUUGAAGAUGUUCUUGGAGCUGCAAGGACAGGUUCUGGCAAAACCCUUGCGUUUCUGGUACCAGCUGUGGAGUUGUUGUAUCGAGGCAAUUUCAAGCCUCGCAAUGGGACUGGCAUCCUUGUCAUUUGCCCGACCAGGGAGUUGGCCAUACAGACACAUGCUGUGGCAGAAAACCUUCUCAAGUAUCAUUCACAGACUGUUGGAUUAGUAAUGGGUAGUGGCCCACGAAGAAAAGAGGUAGAGCGCAUUAUCAAAGGAGCUAAUCUUUUAGUAGCAACACCCGGCCGUCUUCUUGACCAUCUUCAAAAUACUAAAGGCUUCAUAUAUAAAAGCUUACAGUGCCUCAUGAUUGAUGAAGCUGAUAGGAUUUUGGAAGAAAAUUUUGAAGAAGAAAUGAAGCAGAUCAUUAAAAUUUUGCCAAAGAAGAGACAAACGGCUCUUUUCUCUGCUACACAGACUAAGAAGGUUGAGGAUCUUGCGCGUGUAUCAUUUCAGAAAACUCCUGUCUACAUUGAUGUGGAUGACGGAAGGAAGCGGGUCAUCAACGAAGGGCUGCAGCAAGGCUUCUGUAUUGUCUCAAGUGCCAAAAGAUUUGUUCUUCUGUAUUCCUUCUUGAAGAGGAAUCUGUCAAAGAAAGUGAUGGUCUUUUUCUCAUCACGCGAUUCUGUCAAAUUUCAUUCAGAACUUCUUAGAUACAUUCAGAUUGAUUGUUUUGAUUUACAUGGAAAGCAAAAGCAGCCGAAACGAACUUCCUCAUUUUUUAAUUUUUGCGAAGCGGAGAAGGGUAUCUUGUUAUGUACCAAUAUAGCUGCACGUGGUCUUGAUAUUCCUGGUGUGGAUUGGAUUGUACAGUAUGAUCCCCCAGAUGACCCUAAGGAGUAUAUCCAUAGAGUUGGUCGAACUGCGCGUGGGGAAGGUGCAGAAGGGAAGGCCCUUCUUUUCCUUAUUCCUGAGGAGUUGCAGUUUCUUCAGUACCUUAAGGAUGAAAAAGUGCAUGUGAAAGAGUAUGAAUUUGAUGAUAAGAAGAUUGCAAAUGUGCAAUCCCACCUGGAAAAGCUGGUUUCAAACAAUUAUUACUUGAAUAAGUCGGCUAAAGAUGGAUACAAAUCUUACAUACAAGCUUACAAUUCACAUUCUAGGAAGGAAAUCUUUAAUGUUCACCGACUUGACCUGCAGGCUGUAGCUGCUUCAUUCUGUUUAUCAUCUCCUCCCAAAGUAAACUUGAACAUAGACAGUAGCGCAUCAAAAUUCAGGAAGGUGAAAAGAGUUGAAGGCAGACGAAAUGGGUUCAGCGAGAAAAAUCCAUAUGGUAGGAAAGGCGACACGAGACAAUCUAUCAGAUACUAGGAUGAGGUAAUUUGUAGAUACAUGAUACUUUGCUCGUCAGUUUUGAAAUGAGGUUUUUACUUUUGAGCAUUUAAUUCUUUGAGACUAGAAUCCCAAUUUUUUUUCAACUGACAGUAUCAUAUUCAUUACCAUAAAACUAGACAGAACUGCCUGAUUUUGUUUUGUUCCUUUUGUUUUAUAAUACUCUAUCUGCAUGUUUAAUAUGCAAUAUUAUGGA
Olea europaea var. sylvestris is the source of this 2135-nucleotide messenger RNA. RefSeq names its product DEAD-box ATP-dependent RNA helicase 51-like. Gene Ontology annotation, cellular component: nucleolus. The coding region runs from base 116 to 1918 and encodes 600 amino acids. Gene Ontology annotation, molecular function: nucleic acid binding; RNA helicase activity; ATP binding. Gene Ontology annotation, biological process: maturation of LSU-rRNA from tricistronic rRNA transcript (SSU-rRNA, 5.8S rRNA, LSU-rRNA). NCBI's taxonomy places the organism in Eukaryota, Viridiplantae, Streptophyta, Magnoliopsida, Lamiales, Oleaceae. The record is from RefSeq and is a predicted model, not a curated record. The transcript is spliced from 12 exons.